AUGGAAACGGGUGCCAUUCUGACUUCUCCUACAUCACCUUCUACUUGGUUAGACAUGUCGAAUGCUAUAAACGAAAUUGAAGGACAACAAUCGCAGCAACAACUAUUGGAUCCUCCUUCACAGUUGACAACCUACUCCAGUGAAUCAGAUUUUACUCAACAAACGCUAACUACAACUUCUUCGAUAAGAACCGUGCCUACUCGGACAUCAGAUUCAAACACAUAUGUUCUGAGUAAAGUUAGUUCAGAGCUAAAAAUGCAGUAUGAUCAAAAGCCUGAAAGUGUCCCUGAUAUAGCGGCCGAAAUGGAGAAAUGGUUUGCUAUGACUGAUAGAUAUGGUUUCUUGGAAGAAAAAGCUUCUUCAACAUCAAACGACAAACAUAAAACAAAAGAAGUGAAAAGGUCAGGAAAAUGGGCAAAAAUGUCAACGAGCCUUAUGCUUCACGAUGAUCAUAUUCACAAAUUCAGUUAUACAUCAAAAUUUAAGAAGAGAGUAUACAAAGGCAUACCAGAUUGUUGGAGACGAGAGGCUUGGUACUUUCUGGUCACGGAUCGCUUGAAAGAUGCCUCAAAAGACCAUCAACUGAAGACUUCCUAUCGAGAACUAUUAUCAAAGAGUAGUAUACACGAACGUCAAAUUGAUCUGGAUAUACCAAGAACGUUACGAGAUCAUAUCAUGUUCAAGCAACGUUACGGAUCAGGCCAACGUGCUUUAUUUAACGUGCUUCGAGCUUUUGCCAAUUAUGAUGAAGAAGUUGGAUAUUGCCAAGGGAUGACAAAUAUUGUAGCCACCAUACUGAUGUAUUGUGAAGAGGAGAGAGCAUUUUUGAUUUUUGUUCAUAUGUUUCUACGCGAUAAAUUACAUAAUCUAUAUAAACCGGGCUUUCCUGCCCUUAUGGAGAGCUUCUACAUCCAAGAUGGUCUACUGAAAAGGUAUCUUCCAAAGCUAUAUCAUCAUUUGACAAGUCUGGGCUUAUCAAGCGAUAUAUAUUCGACAAGAUGGUACAUUACGUUAUUCUCCGGCGGUGUUAUAAAUUAUCACACUUUAAUUCGUAUAUGGGAUGUAUACUAUUUAUGCGGAUUUGACGUCUUCUUUUUCGUAGCCAUAGCAUUACUAAGAGCUUACGAAGCUCGCCUAUUGGCUUCCGAUCUUGAUGGCUGUAUGGAAAUACUAGGAUCAACUUUAUCGGUACCAAAUGAUGACAAGUUUAUGAAAGCAGUUGAGAGUUUAUUCGAAAAGAACACAAGAAAUAAUACAGUAAAUAAACUGCGGCAAGAAUAUAAAUCUCGACAUCGUUAA
Messenger RNA from Mycotypha africana, 1299 nucleotides. Its product is annotated as rab-GTPase-TBC domain-containing protein. The coding region runs from base 1 to 1299 and encodes 432 amino acids. The transcript has 6 exons. The record is from RefSeq and is a predicted model, not a curated record. NCBI's taxonomy places the organism in Eukaryota, Fungi, Mucoromycota, Mucoromycetes, Mucorales, Mycotyphaceae.